Messenger RNA from Coffea arabica (coffee), 2214 nucleotides. RefSeq names its product calmodulin-binding protein 60 G-like. NCBI's taxonomy places the organism in Eukaryota, Viridiplantae, Streptophyta, Magnoliopsida, Gentianales, Rubiaceae. Gene Ontology annotation, cellular component: nucleus. Gene Ontology annotation, molecular function: calmodulin binding; DNA-binding transcription factor activity; sequence-specific DNA binding. Gene Ontology annotation, biological process: regulation of salicylic acid biosynthetic process. The record is from RefSeq and is a predicted model, not a curated record.
UAACACAGUCCAAUUAUAAAUCGACAAUGUACAGAGACGCGUAAGAGACAGCAGCACACAGCAGCACAGAACCCUCGUGGCAGUUGAAGUACGGACAGUUUAAUGAUUUUUCCACAAUGACACGGCCUUUUGUCUUUAGCUGUUUUGGUCUCUCUAUAUAUACAAGUCAAACAAGCAAACUGAAUCAGCAUUGCCACGAUUGUUUGCUUAAAAGAAAAGAAGCUUUUUCUUUUGCCAUAAAAGACCUGCAAGUCAAACUUCUUCUGAUAUUCUUGAAAUUGUGAGAAGUUUUGAUUUUCUUCUGAUUUUGAGAAUUUCUAUAACGACCCCAUCUGGGUUUUGUUUGGAUUCCUUGACAUAUUCACCAAAAGCAGAAAAAAAAAGGAGCGAGAAGAAUGUCACAGGUUUGGCAGACUGAAGAAAGCAGCAAAAAGCCUGGAUCAGAGGAAGGAAACUGUUCUAGUUACGAGGAGUUGGCUGUUUUGCGCUCGAGGUUGGAAGACCUUAAGGAUAUGGUGAAUCAGAAAUUCAACAGUAUAAGGAACCUUUUGGAGCAAGGAUUCGAGGAGAUGAAUCAAAGAAUUGAUUCCUUGAUAGAUUCACCAAAGGCAGAAAGAAAGAAAAGAGCGAGAACAAUGUCACAGGUUUGGCAGACUGAAGAAAGCAGCAAGCUUGGAUCAGAGGAAGGAAGCUGUUCCGGUUACGAGGGGUUGGCAGUUUUGUACUCAAAGAGGUUGGAAGAACUUGAGGAUGUGGUGAAUCAGAAAUUUCAUAGUAUAAGGAACCUUUUGGAGCAAGGAUUCGAGGAGAUGAAUCAAAGCAUUCUUGGCAUUGAUCAAAACAUAGAUGAACAUGAAGUGGCUGUGGAGAAGCUUUUGGUUAGUAGUACGAGUAAUCUUGAGAAGAUAAUACAGGACACCAAACAAAGAUGCAUGAAGUUAAAAUUCAACAGCAAUAUCUCUGUUCCUAUUCGAACUGGAGAGCAAAUCAAAGGAGAAGGAGGUAGCAAUUUGCAACUGUCUCUGAUUGAUAAUUGUACAGGAGCAGUUGUUGACUUUGGACGAGAAGCCUCUGCUAAAGUAGAAAUAGUUGCUCUCAAGGGAGAUGAUAAAGGAGAUGCUUGGACAGCUGAACAGUUUCAAAGUAAAAUUGCUCGAGACAGGAGAAGAAAACAAUCUGUUCUCGCAGGAAAUUUGCAACUGGAAUUGAAUAAAGGGAUUGUGUCUUUGUCUGAUGUUAUGUUUAAAAGUUCUCGACACUAUAACGGCGGCACCUUCAAGCUAGGGGCUUGGGUUGUUGAUACUUUUGAUGGCAGUCCAGUAAAAGAAGCGAAGACAAAUUCUUUCAAAGUCCAUGACUUUCGCAUUAAAUAUAACCAGAAGCAUUACCCCCCAUCUCCAUCUGAUGAGGUUUGGCGGUUAAAUAACAUUUGGAAAAAUGGUGCUACCCAUAAACGUCUGAAGAGGGAAAAGGUGAACUAUGUGAAGGAUUUCCUGACUGGACUCUCAAAAGACCCGCAAGAGCUCAAACGCCUAGUACGUCUACCUGAACCGAAGUGGGAGGACACAGUGAGACACGCUCAAACAUGCAAACCUGAUAAUAUAGUUGGACAGGUUCCUGCCCCUGCACCAGGUGAUGCUUGCAAUAUGUUAGUAGCAUCUGCACAUCAAGACAAAGGAAUCCCUUUCGAUGGUAAUAUCAUGCCAUCCAUGGAUUCACCUGGGGUUUUAACCGGCCUGGAUGUAUCUGACUUUCCCAUUGUGGACUCUAUGGAGUUUAUAUUUGACCACCCAUUGAACAUUCCUGGCCAAGUGACGGACAGCGUGAUGUGUGACAUAGGCUCCAUGACUCCAGCUUUCUACCAGGAUGAGCACCUACAAAUUGUUGAUUCUUCAAGUUUGGGGCCAUCCACUGAUCUGCAUACUGCUGUUAGUGGGCAUCCGCCUCCUAGAGGUCAGAGUAGAUGGAAAAUGCCACUCACUGUCCUGAGAUGGUCUUCUUCUAUAAUAAGGUUGGUCGCAAGAAAAUCUAAGGCGAAAGAAGUAAAAGGAUACCGUUAACAACAUCUGUUUGGUUGGCGUUACAAAUGCAAUUCCAGUUAUUAGCUAUGGUGUAAUUUCUUUUUUAUGGAUUUUAAGUUGAAUUAUAUUGUGACUAAUCAAAAAUUUUAGAUUGAAAUAAAAAUGAAGAUGGAAUGCAAAGAGACAUAUUAGA